Molecule: messenger RNA, 1407 nt
Organism: Nerophis lumbriciformis (worm pipefish)
Lineage: Eukaryota; Metazoa; Chordata; Actinopteri; Syngnathiformes; Syngnathidae
Gene: pir
Product: pirin
Biological process (GO): regulation of non-canonical NF-kappaB signal transduction; cytokine-mediated signaling pathway; immune response
Cellular component (GO): nucleus
Molecular function (GO): quercetin 2,3-dioxygenase activity; cytokine activity
Source: RefSeq, a predicted model, not a curated record
CCUGAGGAACUUCCGCAUUGUGAGCAGGCGCACUAACAAAAACAACAACAACAACUAUAAGUUGAAAACAUCACAAAACAAUCGUCUGGAUCCCCCAUCUUACACCUAAAGCAGCAUGAAGGUGAGAAAGGUGGAGAAAGCGGUGGUGAGCGUGGAGCAGUCUGAAGGUGUGGGCGCCCGUGUCCGCAGAAGCAUCGGUCGGAAGGAGCUGCAAAACUUGGAUCCAUUUCUGAUGUUGGACGAGUUCCGCGUGAGCAAGCCAGCAGGUUUCCCAGACCACCCUCACCGAGGCUUUGAAACGGUGACUUACGUGUUGGAGGGGGUCCUGGCCCACGAGGACUUCUGUGGACACUCAGGGAGACUCCAGGCAGGAGAUCUGCAAUGGAUGACUGCGGGGCGGGGAGUGGUCCAUGCAGAAAUGUGCGCCUCUGAGGAGACCUUGGCGGGUUUGCAGCUGUGGGUCAACUUGUCCAAGCGAGACAAGAUGGUGGAACCUGCCUACCAGGAGCUGCUGGCCUCACACAUCCCCAAACCCUCCCAGGGAGGAGUCACGGUGGCCGUCAUCUCUGGAGAAGCCCUUGGAGUUAAGUCUCCGAUCUUCACCAGGACCCCGACCAUGUACCUGGACUUUGUGCUGCAGGCAGGAGCCCAGCACCAGCAGCCAGUCCCUGCAGGAUGGACCGCCUUCAUUUACACUUUAUCAGGAUCACUUCAUGUUGGCCCAGUUGAGUCGCAGCAGGAAGUAGAAGCUCAUCACACACUUUUGUUUGGAGAUGGAGAUUGUGUCAUGUUACACAACAAGGGGUCUGAGGUGUCACGGUUUGUUCUGGUGGCAGGAGAACCCAUAGGAGAACCGGUGGUCCAGCACGGGCCGUUUGUGAUGAGCUCGCAGGAAGAGAUCCUGCAGGCUGUGAGAGAUUACACAACUUAUUCUAACGGCUUCCAACGUGCUCUCAAGUGGACAUCUAGCAUCUCACACUCCUCAUAGCACACCCAUGCGAUAUCAGGACUCAUGUUUUAUUUUAUGAAUUCAACAAUAACUGUCUCUUAGAAGUAUCAUUAUCACUGGAGGAUGAGAACCAGCUAAACAUGCCACACUACACACCAUAGUAGGACAUGCUAAGUGCUAAACUAGUGCGGACACAAAUAUCGACAGUAAUGAUACCAAAUAUAGUAUCAGUGUAUGGUCGAUGUUUUUUAUUUUCACAAAAUCGUUUUGGGUAUUGGGUCAAUACCCAAAAUUCGUAGUAUCCCCCAAAACGUAUGUUAAGUAUCAAACAAGUGCUCAUCACAUUUGAACAGAAGCGUGGAUAAACAUGUUAAAACAGGAAGUAAACAAAUAUAAAUAUGUUAAAACAGGAAGUAGACAAAUAUAAACAUGCUAAAACAGGAAGUACACACAUAUUA